Messenger RNA from Bacidia gigantensis, 573 nucleotides. RefSeq lists its product as uncharacterized. NCBI's taxonomy places the organism in Eukaryota, Fungi, Ascomycota, Lecanoromycetes, Lecanorales, Ramalinaceae. The transcript is spliced from 2 exons. The record is from RefSeq and is a predicted model, not a curated record. Bases 1 to 573 code for a protein of 190 amino acids.
AUGGUCAGGAACGUAAUAGAUUUGACAGCUUCCGACCCACCGGACAUAGCUCCCGAGGUGAGGCAGCCCUUCAUUGACCUUCCAACUUCCACCAUAGCGAAGACCUUGGAAGUUGCAAUUGCAGAUGCCAACUCAGAUCGCCUUCGUGCGACACUUCGAGCUGUUUGUCGUGCAUCAAAGCAGACUCAAGCCUUAGCCCAAAGUCUAUUACUGGCAGACGACGCAGACGCAAGACACGUCCAGAUAGAGAGGAAUUGUAACAGCGAUGGGUUCCUCACCGGUAGUGACGAUGAAGAGGAAAGCGAGGGGAGACAAGACCUUGAGAGCCAGCCUCAUCUGCCACGGUUGCUUCAGGACGUUAGCUCAAUGAAGAGGCCUCGCCCUAGAUAUGUUACCUGUGACAACUGUGACGAAGAGUUCGAUGUGAAAAAGAAGUUGAUUGGGACGGAGACUUCUGGGCAGAUCACGACGAGGAUUGCCACGGUCGUAUCGAAGAUCUCGGAGAUGAAUUUCCAGAGGGUUUCGCCUGGGACUGCUGUGACCGCCUCGGAGAUCAACCUGGCUGCAAGAUAG